Caenorhabditis angaria is the source of this 1437-nucleotide messenger RNA. The record is from the annotation of a GenBank genome assembly. Lineage: Eukaryota; Metazoa; Nematoda; Chromadorea; Rhabditida; Rhabditidae.
AUGUGGUUCAACUUGGAGAGAAAACAUUUAUUAGCACUUGCCACGUGGCAAUUUGCAAUAUUUUUCGCCGGCCAGAAUAUUUUCGGGAUUUUUGCCACGUUUAUCCCACCGAAUUCGAGCCGAAAUUGCUCAAAUCCCGAAAUCUUUUCGAAUUUUUCAAAACACGGCGAAUUUUUCAAAUCAGCCGCUGUGGAAUUCGACUGGAUUUGCGGCAAUUCGAAAUAUUAUCGUGAUCUCUUCUCGCAAGUGCAUUAUUCUGGAGUUUUGGUGGGCACCAUGGUUUUCGGCACGUUGUCGGAUAGAUACGGUAGAAAACCGGUGGGUACGGUAGUGUUGGGUCUCGCCGCGAUUUCCACAUUUUAUACGGCUUUUGUUCGGAGUCAGGAGAUGCUUUUUAGCGUGAGGUAGGUUGGGGGAGGUGUUCUGAGAGCCAGGGAACUUAUUAGAUAUCAAAAUGAAGCUCUUGCUCUGGCAAGUCACAUGCAAACUCUAAUUUUUGAAGAUUCUUCGUAGGCUUUGCCUCAGGCGGAAUCCCCGUCGUGAUCUGCACCUGGGUAAUGGAACUAUUGCUCGCCGAGCAACGAAUGGUUCUACGUGGAAUUUUCAAUUGGGGCUGGACUCGCAUCUUCCUCACCACCAUCUGCUAUUUCAUCCAAAAUUGGCGGAACGCCUUAAUAGUCUGUGCACUCUUCACACUUCCCGCGAUUUUCCUGGUGAUCUUUGUGCUCCCCGAGUCGCCGCUUUGGAAAUCGCGCGACACUCGUCAAGAUCAUAGUAUUUGGCGCCAGAAGAAUCGCGGAGCUGCCAAACAUUUCUGGCGACGAUUGACAACACUUUGGUGCAUGUGGUUUGUUGCGUCGAUUUGUGGAUUUGCGGUGGAUUUGAAUUCGGGUCGCCUGUCCGGAAAUCUGUAUUUGAAUCAGAUUUUGUUUGGUGUGAUUUUGGUGGCAUCGAAAUUGGUUUUGCUUGCUGUUGACACCAGAUAUCCGCGAUUUAGUCGCAGGAAAUUGCACCAGGGAGAUUGCCACGUGUAUCUGUUUUGCAGGGCUGGCAGCGAUGACGUGGAUUGGAUAUGAUGUAAGUUUCUCGAUUUUUUUCUGAAAAAAAUCUCCAAAUUAUAAUUUGAAAUUGUCUCAGGGUCCAAUAUUCCUAGUCAUCUCCUUACUUGGUACCGUAUUCAUCGAAUACACAUGGGACGCGUGCUACCUUUGUGCCAUCGAAUCAAUGCAAACGACACUCCGCUCCUCAGCCACCGGAACUUGCUCAUUUUGGGCGCGAAUCGGAGCAAUUUUGGCACCUUUCUUGAAUAUGGCCACCGUCUAUUGGCCACCGGCCAUUUAUUGGGCUGUUAUUUUGUUGGGACUUGUGAAUUUGAUAAUUUCUUGGCGAUUUUUAGAGGAGACAAAAAAUGUGGAUUUAGCCGAAGUUGAAACAUGA